AUGCAAUCACAUAUUAGUCUAGAAACUGGUGAAAUCACAAUUAAUAAUGAAACAGAAUCUACUCAGUCUCUUCCUGUUGAUGAUUCUUUAAUAAUUGAUAUUGAAGACACCAAUAUUGACUUUUACCUUGAGGAAGAAUUUGAUAAAGAGCCUUUGCAGUUUGGUGUGGAAUUAGAGGAUAUAGAUAUAGAGGAUGGACUAACAAUAGAAAAUUUUUUUAAUAUUCAAAUGUAUGAACAAAAUCAAAAAGAAACAAUUGAAAGAAGUUCGAUUGAUUAUUCUCAACCACCUACUAGUACUACCGAAGAUUGGUCAAUAUAUUACUAA
Messenger RNA from Dentiscutata erythropus, 327 nucleotides. The record is from the annotation of a GenBank genome assembly. Lineage: Eukaryota; Fungi; Glomeromycota; Glomeromycetes; Diversisporales; Gigasporaceae.